Molecule: messenger RNA, 1704 nt
Organism: Schistosoma margrebowiei
Lineage: Eukaryota; Metazoa; Platyhelminthes; Trematoda; Strigeidida; Schistosomatidae
Source: the annotation of a GenBank genome assembly
AUGAGUUUAUUAAAUUCAAAUAGGAUUUCAAGUGAUAUAAUUUUAUCGAAAUAUUUUAAUCAACCUAAUGUAACUUUAGGAAGCGGUACAUUAUUCUCAAAUUAUAAUGAUGAUUUAAAUAAAAUAAAUAGACAUGUAACAUUAAAAAUUGAUGUAUCGCAUACAAAUCAUAGUCAUAUAAUUGGUCGUUAUGGUUGGAAUAUUAAAACAAUCAUGAUGAUUACUCAAUGUCGUAUACAUUUUCCAGAUUCAAAUCGUAAUAAUUCAAUAAUUAAAAGUAAUCAAGUUUCAAUAUCUGGUCAGUUAGAGAAUGUUGAGAAAGCUAGAAGAAUAAUUCGAGAUACCCUUCCAAUUACAUUUACAUUCGAAAUACCUUAUUUAAACAAUGAAGAUUUACGUAUAAAUCAGAAUUCACCGGUUAUUCAACAAAUCCAAAAUGCUUAUGAUGUUGAAAUUAUAUUUCGUAAUCACUAUGCAUUAACACCUUAUAGUAAGACAACUGUCAGUGUUAAAGGAUUAACAAUCAAUGCAAAAAAGACUAAAAGUGUUGUACAUAUGUUAAUUAAGAAAUACUUUACUCAGAAUAUGGAUUCUAUACCAGUAAACAUGUAUAUGAGCAUGGAUACAAAAUAUUCUUCAAUGUUAAAUAGUCAAAUUUCAUCCGACAAUUUAGUCAAAUUAAUUUAUGAAACAACUGGUGCAAAUAUUAAUUUGAUCUCUUCUACUACAUCAGUGAAAAAUUCUUAUUUAUCACCAUCAUCAUCAUCAUCAUCAUUAUCACAAACAAUUUUAUUACAUAAUCAAUUCAAUUCUAUUGAUUAUUUUUCUAAUUUUUUAAAUAUAAAUCAACAUUUAACACUGAAUAAAUUAAAUUUAAACAAUCAUUUAUUUAAUCAAUAUAUUAAUAGAAAAUUAAAUCAUAUUCAUAUAUAUGGUAAUGUAGAUAAUGUAUUUUUAGCUAGACAAUUGAUAACAAAUUUAUUACCUGUUGUAUUAAUAUUCGAUGUGGAUAUAUUACAAGGUGAAUGGCUUGAAAAUUUCAAUCUUACUAAUUUAUGCAAAUAUUAUGAAGUGAAUUUAACUAUUCGAAAUAAACCAAAAGAUUUAGUCAAGUCUGUUGUAAUCAAGACGAAAGAGAAAAAUAUUCGUUCACUUUAUAUAAUGUGGGAAUUGAUACAAGAGUUGCUAUUCCAAUUUACAAAAAACACUAUCCGUAAAAUCAAUAAUUCUAGUUGUUUAAACUCAUCAAUUUACAAUAUUCAAACGCAAAGGUUAUGGCCGGACGAUCAUAAACUAAAUGAGGAAUCUACAAAAAUUCUAUCUUCUACAAAUAAAGGAAAAAUACUUGGUGACAAAGAAGACAAUAAACUAGAUAGAGAAGAGAUAGCAUUAAAAUACAAAACAUCAUUUUCAACAAGUGCUUCAUCAAGCCCAUCGCAAUCGUUUUCAUUAUUUCAUCAUGAUCCAUCAGUUAAAGCGAAUCUAAUAAAUAGAAAUAAUGACUUAUGUUUGAUGGGUUAUGAAUCAAAUGCAGAACUUUUACCAUCGUUUGAGCACAAUCGUGUAUGGAAUAAAUAUGGAAAUUUUGAAGAAAAUAUUGAUUUUCAUGCACAUAAAAGAUUGAUUGAAGAAAAUAAUGGAAAUUCUUUAAAAAAAAACCCAACCAAAUCUAGAUGUUUAUCAUUGUUGUUUAUAUUGUUCUAA